Molecule: messenger RNA, 1218 nt
Organism: Syzygium oleosum
Lineage: Eukaryota; Viridiplantae; Streptophyta; Magnoliopsida; Myrtales; Myrtaceae
Exons: 3
Coding region: 1-1218 (405 amino acids)
Source: RefSeq, a predicted model, not a curated record
AUGGAAGGGGGACAAAAUAGUGUGUCCAGUGGGCAGGUAGCACAAGUUAAACAGGUUUUGGAUGACAUUGAUAUUGACGUAAUGAUAGUAUGGUUGAAUAUUCUUGAAUUGGACAUGUCUGUUCAUACCAAAGAACCUAUUAGGGAUAGUAAAUUGUCAGGACCCGAAUGGGUAAGGGAGAUUAUUUAUGGACAUUCAGAUAGGAUAUAUGAAGCCUUCAGGAUGGAGAGACAUAUUUUUCUGAACCUAUGUGGUUUAAUGAGCGCAAGAGGUUUGUUGAAAGAUAGUCGAUAUAUAAGGGUAGAUGAACAAGUUGGGAUAUUUUUAUCUUUGGUUGGUCACAAAAACUCCAAUAGAGAUUUAUGUGAAAGAUUCCAACGUUCAGGAGCAACAAUAAGCAAGUAUUUUAAUAUAGUGUUGAAAGCAGUUAUUGAACUGUCAAAAGAAAUUAUCAAACCAUCUUCCUUUGAUGUUGUCCCAGAGGAGAUUCUUAUGGAUCCUAACCAUAAACGCUACUUCAAGGACUGCGUAGGUGCUAUUGAUGGCACCCACAUUAAUGCUUCCAUCCCUAUAUCGCAGCAAAUCCCAUAUAGAGGUAGGAAAGGAAGUACCACACAGAAUGUGAUGUGUGCUUGUUCGUUUGAUAUGAAAUUUACUUUCGUGUAUGCUGGGUGGGAAGGAUCUGCCAAUGAUUGUCGGGUGCUCUCAGCAGCACUCGAGACUCCUCGAUUGCAAUUUCCUCGACCACCACUCGGCAAAUAUUAUGUGGUAGAUUCUGGUUAUGCAGCACUUCCAGGAUUUUUAACUCCGUUUAAAGGUGAACGGUAUCAUUUGAACGAUUAUAGGGGUAGAGGGAGACGGCCCAGAAUAGCGAAAGAAUUGUUCAAUCAUAGGCACUCUUCACUUAGGAAUGUCAUUGAGAGGUCAUUUGGAGCAUUAAAGAAUCGCUUUUUCAUUUUGAGACACAUGCCUCCAUUUUCAAUUCGAAAGCAAGCACUUAUUGUAAUUGCUUGUUGUGCUCUCCAUAAUUACAUUCGUGAGGAAGACAAGAUGGACAAAAACUUUUCCCAUUAUGGAGAUCCGGAGUACCCGUUCGGACCUACACAAAUGGAGGUUGCAGACGAUACAUCACUUACGGGGGUAGCUGAGAUAAACGUGAUUAGAAAACAUAUUGCAAAUAAAAUGGCAAGGGAUCAUAAUAUGGAUGAGAUUCCAUGA